GGCCAGUGCGGAGUGGGGAGGGGCGUUGCGUAAUUGCGUCAUCCAAAGGCCGAUUGUAGCUGCGUUGCGGCGCGAGCUCGGACCCAGGCGUGAGCUUCUCAUGUUCCUAUCUCCACCAUGUUUCCAUGCUGUUUUCAAGAGAUGAGCAAAGCGGCACGUUGUGGCAUUCUGCACUCCAGGUUACUGCCAUGGUUAGUUGGAAGUAAACCAAGGCUUUUGUGUACUGUGCCACAAACCAAGUGGCGAAGGCGAGUGGUGAUCACUGGUAUUGGAUUAGUAACUCCUCUUGGGGUUGGAACUCAGUUGGUGUGGGAUCGCCUCAUCCAGGGACAAUGUGGCAUUGUCGCACUGGAGGGUGAAGAGUAUAAGAAUAUCCCUUGCAAAGUUGCUGCCUAUGUGCCCAAAGGGGCUGGCGAAGGUCAGUUUAAUGAAGAAAACUUUGUGUCCAGAUCAGAGGCUAAAUCUAUGUCCUUUCCUACCAUCUUGGCCAUUGGAGCAGCAGAGUUAGCAAUCAAAGAUUCUGGUUGGCAUCCUCAAUCAGAAGCUGAUCAAAGCAAUGCUGGUGUAGCUAUCGGUAUGGGAAUGGUUCCCCUGGAAGUGAUUUCUGACACAGCUAUGAUGUUUCAGACGAAAGGAUACAACAAAGUCAGCCCCUUCUUUGUCCCUAAGAUCCUGGUCAACAUGGCAGCCGGUCAAGUCAGCAUCCGUUACCAACUCAAAGGACCCAAUCAUGCUGUAUCAACUGCCUGCACCACAGGAGCACAUGCUUUGGGAGAUUCUUUUAGAUUUAUUGCACAUGGAGAUGCCGAUGUGAUGGUGGCUGGAGGAACAGACGCCUGCAUCAGCUCCUUGUCUCUGGCUGGAUUUUCCAGGGCUCGGGCUCUGAGCAUAAACUCUGAUCCCAAGUUGGCGUGCCGCCCAUUCCAUCCAAAGAGAGAUGGCUUUGUAAUGGGAGAGGGAGCCGCUGUCCUGGUGCUGGAAGAAUAUGAACAUGCUGUUCAGAGAGGAGCAAGGAUCUAUGCAGAAAUCUUGGGCUAUGGCCUUUCAGGGGAUGCCAGCCACAUAACAGCACCCGAUCCAGAAGGAGCAGGGGCCGUAAGAUGUAUGGCUGCUGCGAUCAAAGAUGCAGGCAUCUCUCCUGAAGAUGUGUCCUAUGUCAACGCACAUGCUACUUCCACACCUCUAGGAGAUGCUGCUGAAAACAAGGCCAUCAAACAACUCUUUAAAGAGCAUGCUCAUUCCCUUGCAGUGUCUUCCACCAAGGGGGCAACAGGACAUUUGUUAGGAGCAGCUGGAGCAGUGGAAGCUGCUUUUACUGCCCUGGCUUGUUACCAUAGAACACUGCCACCCACCCUCAACUUGGACUGCUUGGAACUAGAGUUUGACCUCAAUUAUGUCCCACUGACAGCCCAGGAGUGGAAGGCAGGAAAUCGACGCAUUGGAUUGACCAACUCCUUUGGCUUUGGUGGGACAAAUGCAACCCUCUGUAUUUCUGACGUGUAGUAUGUGUAUUUUGUGUGUACGUGAACACUGAUUCAUGACACCAAUGGUGGUCAGUUGGAUAAAGAAAUAAUAUACAUAUAUGGAUAAACA
This is a messenger RNA of Trichosurus vulpecula (common brushtail), 1593 nucleotides long. RefSeq names its product 3-oxoacyl-ACP synthase, mitochondrial (gene OXSM). The transcript has 3 exons. Bases 118 to 1503 code for a protein of 461 amino acids. Lineage: Eukaryota; Metazoa; Chordata; Mammalia; Diprotodontia; Phalangeridae. The record is from RefSeq and is a predicted model, not a curated record. Gene Ontology annotation, biological process: fatty acid biosynthetic process. Gene Ontology annotation, molecular function: 3-oxoacyl-[acyl-carrier-protein] synthase activity.